AUGAUUAAUAUUAGGAGUGACCAACAAAACAUUACCAGUGCGCGCCAACAAUUACCAAAUAUAACAAUGUUAAACCGGGUAAACCGCGAACUCCGGGCCGCCACCCAAUCACCCACCAGUCCCAUAGCCCUGUACCAGACCAAGCGUAACAGUGUGGUGGUGGUGAACAAGGACACCGGUGUGCCCACCAUAGUCAUACAGAAACACGGUAACGGCGAUUACGAUUUGAACACGAUGCAAACGUUUAAUUCGACGAGCGCACAGACCAAGCGCAAAAUACUGGCCAUGUUGCAAGAGGUGAAUAAUAGGCGCACAAUUAGGGAGUGCCGCGAAUCAGAUGAAGAGUUGGGUAGUGUGUUAGGCAUUCACACCUACUUCAAUCAAAAGACUACACAUUAUAAGCAAAAGUACAAAGUGUAUAAUUUUCUUAAUUAUCCGAAAGGAUUUUGGGCCAUAAGUUACCACAUACUUGUGUUCAUGAUGGUGUUCGCCUGUCUCAUAGUGACCGUGUUCUCCACGAUCGACGAGUUUCAAGCCGGCGCCCUACGUUACCUGUAUCUAUUGGAGAAGGUGAUAAUCGUAUGGUUCAGCUCGGAGUUUAUCAUACGCUGGUGGUCAUCGAGCUGUAAAAAUCAAUACAAGGGCUGGUCCGGCAAAUUCAAGUACCUAUCCGUGCCCUCCCGGCUCAUGGACUGCCUGGUGAUCACCCUAUCUAUAGUAGUGUUGACCAUAAACCCGAGCUCCGGGCACGAGGUGUUCGCCGCCUCAGCCUUCCGGGGCUUUCAUAGGUUUUUUCAAAUUUUGACACUCAAUAAACAGCUACAGCCGUGGAAAGUGCUAUCGUCGGUGAUCUACGACCAGAGGGAACAGUUGUUUAUUAUAUUCUACAUAGAGUUUAUUGUGUUGUGUAUAUUGGCCUACAUUUCCUACAUUGUGGAAAAGGAUGAAAAUGAUCAGUUCGAUAGCAUUGCGGAGGCUAUGUGGUGGGCGUAUUUUAAAAGUUGGUCACACUAUCAACCAUUGNCCAUUGGUUACGGCGAUCGCGUGCCGAUCACAUGGUUGGGCAAACUGAUCUCGUCGCUAUUCACGGUGUUAGGUGUGGCCAUAUUCGCACUACCGGCCGGUAUUAUCGGCACCGGAUUGGCCCUAAAGGUCGAGGAGGAGGAGCGUAACCAACAGCGCAAGAAGAAGAAAGUGGCCGCAGCCGUACUAAUACAGUGCAUGUGGCGAUGCUAUAAGGCUAACGCCAAUUAUGUGGCCGUUUCG
Molecule: messenger RNA, 1266 nt
Organism: Medioppia subpectinata
Lineage: Eukaryota; Metazoa; Arthropoda; Arachnida; Sarcoptiformes; Oppiidae
Source: the annotation of a GenBank genome assembly